AUGACAAUAUCCACAGUUGAGCUCAAUGGUGCACUAGCUGCAACUAUGAUAGAUGCCCCUGGGCAGGGAACGACAUUUACGUACCUUAACUACACGAGUGAAGACGAGGAAAGACGGCACAUAGAGGUUGUUCGCCCUGCAGGAGCUGGCUGCACCCAAGAUACGUUCGUGAAUUACUCCCCUUUUGCAACUGUUGACGAUAAUUCUUGCAUCGAGGGUCGACAUGUGCGAAUGGAUUUUGCUACCGUCGUAAACGAUGUCUCUGCAAUAGAUUGGUACAAGCAUGGGGUCAUCAGCGUCUCAGAACCAGCAGUGUAUGGAGGUUACUCAACGUUUCCUCCAAUUUUACUGCCAACAGCAAAUUCCACCUGGCGGGGAUAUAGACACGUUUUUUCAGGGCAGUUAUCUGUCCAAAUAUUUGGUUAUGCAACAUUCCGAGUUCGCCUUGCUGAAGCAAAUGUCAUAUUGUUGAACCAGACGGAAUCAAAUUUAACAAAUACGAGAGACAGGCAUGGCUUUGAGCUCACUAUUGGCACUUCACAAGUGAACUUUGUUGUUCCAGUGAAGUCCAUACAGCAGCAAGUAGUGAGCAUCGAUGGCGCUGUCAUCGGGGAAUCAGACACAGGCACUGUGAUUGUUGGUCCCGGUGCUCUUGAGAGCCCUGCAGUAGUCAGUGUUGCGACAGAGUAUCACGAGCCCUCAGGUGUUACCUGCCUCAAGUAUAAUUCUGAAUAUAGUUGUGUCAAAAUGGAUAUGAUAGAAAAACGAUUCUCAAUCGUACCUCACAGACUACGUUUCAUCAAUCAUGUUAUUGUAAUUGUUACUUUGGAUAAAAACCAGCCAACUCGAAUGGGAAAUCAAGAGAAAAUAAUUUUACGCACGCCUGACGAGCAGACCAACGAGUGGAGAGCAGUUCCAGGCUCUUUUUUUUCUUCUCGCAAAGCUUAUUUAAACAUCGAUCACUUCUCUGUACUUGUGUUCAGAGCAAGAGCCCAGGUACGGAUGAUAGAUCCAUACCAAGUCGGUCUUUCUGGCAUCACUUCGGUUAUCCUAGACGGAGUUGAUUUGCGUGGCGACUAUGCCUCAGUGCUAAACACAUUUUGCAAAUUCGGAGAAAAAUAUAAACAUGCAAACUUUUUCGACAGCAGGGAUCCAAGAACACACGGAGAUGCGGUUCGCUGUCUCGCACCUAUUCUCUCGCAGGCAGGAUUUAUGACUGUUGAGGUGCAUCAUUCUGAUACUUUAGUCAGCAGCAAUUCUGGUUGGCGAGUCCUGUUCACCUCUGCUUCAAGUAUUUCAUCACUGGUUCCACCAUCGUGUUUUACCACCGGCGGUGCUCUGGUUACCCUUCGUGGCAGUCAUUUUAGUAGCCUCGCCCACGGUAAUAUUGCAAGUCGCAGUGGAGAUUCGGGGGCUUCUGCAGCCCGCAUGGGAGAUGCCACCAGGUGCAUGUUCGGUGUCACCAGCUCAAUAAUAAGUGGUUAUGUCAUUUCUUCCACAAUGGCAGUAUGUGAGGCACCGGCUGCUCUUCCUCACACCAUAACCUCACAAAACCAACUGGUGGAUGUGUCUCUCGCCGGUUACGAAGUAUCAUCAUCCUUCCGUUUUCAAUACAUUCUGCCCACUGUUGACACAGAUUCAAAGUGGUUCCCCACUGGUAGUUCUGGACGGAAACAUCGGCCCACGGACAUCGAAGAAGGCAGGUCAACGUUUGAUAUGAGUUCAGUUUUGAUCUCAAAUAUCAGCCAUGUUCUGGUAAAAGACUAUCGGGGCGGGGGCCACGGGAACCCACAUGUUUCAGAGAUUCGAUGUAAGUUCGACACUGUAUUUGUGUCCUCAAGGACAUCACCUCGUCCUAGUUGUAUUUCUCCGGCUAAACAAAAUAAAGAAUCUGGACAUGGAUUUUAUCACUUGUCGAGAUCUGUGCAUCACCUUGUGCAUAUUUCUUCAGUAUUACUGAAUCGUUGUAUAUUUGUUGUGUCCUGCGAACCAUGUUGGCAUAUCAGCAUGUCUGCUCUUUUGUCGACGCACAGGCUGCUGAGCGAACUUGAGUUUAUUGACAGUCAACUUUUUAUGAGCUAUUUCAGUCAAACUGAUGUUUUGAACUUCGAGUUUGAGCUUAAACACAUGGCCCAACUUUUUGAAAUCACGUGGGGUGCACUUCCUCCACAUUUUGUCAUGUCUUACAAUGUCUCCGUGUUCUCUUUUGAGCGGUUGGUCUCAUAUAAAUUAUAUCCUCUGGGCAGUUCCACCUCCGUGAUGGAAAGAGGGUUCGUGUUGACAAAUGUUAUGUUGCCCAACGUCGCCAGCAACAAAAACAGUAGAUUCAAUACUCGUACUAUUCAGCAUUCCUUGUUAACGGACUACAGUGCUGCUUCUUUCAUUAUUUCAGCUGUUGGAGGGUCAAUUUGCGGGGACAUUGGUGGCGGGGCCAUCUGGUUAGUAGCCAGCAUCGAGCCGAAUACUGUAUCAAACCCAUCUCGGGGAGUUUCCAAUGGUGGCUUUCGAAGGGGAUCGGGUAGUUUCUUAUUUUGCAGAUAUGCCCCAUUGAAGACAUACCGAAAUGUAAGUGAAGCAAGUGAAAUCUUACCAGCUUUUCUUACUCCCGCACGCGUGAUAUCAUCUGCAGUUGCAAGUUGCGAGUUGCCAGCCUUUCAAAACGAAUCUUCUAGAUAUUCUGGGAGGGCUACUUAUGACACGAGCACACCUUGGUUUUUGUCCUCGGUACAAUUGAAUUCUGCUGGCGCAAAUUCCAAGAGUCGUGCUAUCAAGAUAAGUGUUCUACCAGAGCCUCUGUUUGUAGUGGCAACAAUACCUCUUGAUUAUCAUCGUGAUGGUGGUUCUGUGAUCAGUGUCUCAUGGCAAACCAAAAAUAGGUACUAUGAAAUUUUGGCACGGGUACAGUUAGCCUGUAUGUUCGGCACCAUCGGACCCAUUUCACUUUUUCGCCGAGCAGAUGAGACUCGUAGAGAUGGGUUCUGCAUUUCUCCUGCUCGCGAAGGGCAUUUGGCUCAACCAGGUAAACCGUCACGGCGAACGUUCACUGUAUCGCUGCAUCUUCCAUACAAUGGACAGAUGAAAAAUAUUGGCCAAAAUUUUGAACCGCAGGUGUUCGCAACAAUACCGAAUUCAUCGGUUGUGUCAAAGAUCUUUUCACCUGCGAAUGCCGUCAGCUCGUUUCUUCGAUGUGUGAAUAUGGUUUCGGAGCAUGGUUUGACCGUGCAAAGCGUUGCUUUUGAGACGACAGCUCAUUUGCAUUCGUGUAAAACCUGGACUUACUCAGAUAUCAUGCGAUUUUCUUUUGCAACUGUGACGCUGUUCGAAACGCCACUUCACCAUAGCGAUGGAGUCUUUGAUUCUGUCAGCUUUAAAUAUAAUACUCCAGCUGAGUUAAAUACGGUGGAUCCAAUAUGGGUACCAGUAUAUGGCGGUGCUCUCCUCACAAUUACAGGUAAAAAUCUACGCAUUUUUAUAGAUGACUCUCUCCAGUCUUCAAUAAGUUGCGUAUUCGGUGGACACGCCAGUGACAUCAUUGCAGUAUCCUCUACCUUGGCACGCUGCGAGCUAUUUGACUCCAUGUCUGGUUCAGGGACAAUAGGCGGCGGCUUCAGUAAGCUCAGGUUCGACAGUGGUGAAGUUCAGUAUAUAAAUCAGGAAGCAAACGUAUUGCAAGUUUCACCCCUAAAGUUGAGUGAGACCCUCUUGAUUAUCAACUCGAGUUGGAGAACCAAAAAGCUUAUUGGCCGAGAACUACAUUUUAUGCAGAAUCCUCGAAUAAAUCAUCUGUCCCCCGACAUUGCAGAUGGUUUUGGCGGUCUUCUUGUUUCUGUUCAUGGUUCAUACUUCAAUGACUUUUCAAGCUCUCUAUGCUGCCUCUUUGGCACAAUAUCUGUGGCCGCUACAGUUUUGAACAAUACAAACAUAGAGUGCGUUACUCCGGUUCAUGCUGAGGUCAAAGUGUCAUUUACUUUGAAUUCAGUUGCUCAUCGCCCCUUGGGAACUGAAGGCCAACUUGAAUUUGAUUUCUUAUUUGGCUCUUGA
Messenger RNA from Micromonas pusilla CCMP1545, 4041 nucleotides. RefSeq lists its product as uncharacterized. Lineage: Eukaryota; Viridiplantae; Chlorophyta; Mamiellophyceae; Mamiellales; Mamiellaceae. The transcript has a single exon. Bases 1 to 4041 code for a protein of 1346 amino acids. The record is from RefSeq and is a predicted model, not a curated record. Gene Ontology annotation, biological process: regulation of GTPase activity; negative regulation of cell adhesion; regulation of cell shape. Gene Ontology annotation, molecular function: semaphorin receptor activity. Gene Ontology annotation, cellular component: plasma membrane; semaphorin receptor complex.